GAGGUAGACUUUCAGAGCCGGCCCACAGGAACACACUCUGAAACUGAACACUGGGCCUUAUGCAUUUUUAACAGCUCAGCAGGUGAAGGGAACAGUCCGCUUGGGACAGUUUGUUCAAAGAUAGAGUGACCAAAUGAUCAGGUGAGUCUGCAUCACUCUUUAUCAAAUGUAAAUAUGUGGGAAAUUGUUUAUUUGCACGACAUUUUUGACUAGAAAUAUAUUCUAAAGCAAGUGGAGGGCAUUUAGGGGCUUCAGCAUUCAGAUGGCCUGUGCAUGUAGGAUGAAGACAAUCCAUGCCAACUGUGAGAUUGUACAGAGGUUAUACUUGUUUAUUUCUGAAUAUUAAAAGAUAACAAAGCACUCAAUUCUAAUUGCACUGCCUAAGUUCUGGGUCCUAAUUGCCCUUCUAAAGAUUGUUUAAUGUAAGGCUUUAUUGAGGUCUGUGAAGUAAUAGUCAUUAUUUAUGCACUUACUAUGCUAUAAGAACACUUCAGUCAGUAUUAUUCAGCACAUGACUACAUAUGUCUUUUUAAAUUUCUUUAAAGGUCGUCUUUAUGAUCCUGUAUAUUAGGCUCCUGAACACUAGCUAAGUUUCAUCAUCAACAAAACCAUUUUCAAGAAGAAUCUUCCUCACAGCAUCCUGAUCAUCUUUGACUCUCAGGACCUACACCUGUCUCAAGUUUCAAAGCAGUCACCUAGACUACUACAACUACUAUGUUGUACUGGUCUGCCAUAGAUUGGUAGACUUUAGAUAAUGCCAGGAUCCAGUGGAGUCAAUGUAGAGCCUUCUUGUGAGGCCUUGUGUCGGACUUUGGUGUCCCAGAACGGGUUACGGCAAGAGACAGCAGACAUAUCUCAGUCAGUCCUCUAUACUUCACUCAUGGGACUACUACUUGUGGCCGACACAGAGAAAGACCCGCUCACUUUGGGAAGUGGCAGAGUUGGUUUGAGAAAUAUUGGAAACACGUGCUUCUUGAAUGCCAUUGUCCAGUGUCUGUCUCACACACAUGGACUUCGAGACUACUGUCUUCUCAAGUCCUACAGACAUGAGAAGUUUAGCAAAGAGGAUGCUAAAUUAAUGGAAGCUUUUGCCAAAGUUCUCUCUGGUCUUUGGGAUGUAAAUAGUGAUGGCAGGGUGGUAAACCCAAAACAGUUUUAUAAUGUUUUUAAAGAUGCAGUGCCUUACUUCAGCGGAUACAGUCAACAAGAUGCUCAGGAGUUUCUCAGGUUCCUUCUGGAUAAGUUGCACACAGAAAUCAACCGCCGGAUGUAUGUUCGACGAGUUAAAGAGCCAGAGCAGAAAUAUGCCAGAUUCAGACUCUCUGAAGAGGCAGCCUCCAUGUGGAAAAGGCACUUGGAGAGAGAUGACAGCCGGAUAGUUGAUCUGUUUGCGGGACAGCUGCGUAGCUCCCUGCACUGUUCCGUUUGUUCCCACUACUCCAACACGUUUGACGUCUUCUGUGACCUGUCUCUGCCCAUUCCCAAGAGGAGCUCCGGAGGUGAGGUGACCCUGAAAGAGUGCCUAGAUCUCUUCUCACAAGAGGAGAGACUGGAUAAGGAGAACUCACCAAUGUGUGAAAGAUGCAACAGACGCACAGAAAGUACAAAGAGGUUGUCUAUUCAAAGGUUUCCUCAAGUCAUUGUAAUCCAUUUGAAUCGUUUCACGACAUCACGGUGGAGUAUCAGUAAAAGCACAGUGCAGGUGUCCUUCCCCCUCACAAACCUGGAUCUGGGACCCUAUGGACCAGUGGAUGCAGGUCCAGUUCUAUAUAAUUUAUAUGCAAUCUGUAACCAUUCUGGCACUGUCAACAUGGGUCACUACACAGCUUGUUGUUUAGAUGAAAAUGGAUGGUGUUUCUACAAUGAUUCCAGUGUGACUCAAAUUUCAGAGAACCAACUGCAGACUAAUCAAGCCUAUGUGUUAUUCUACAAGCGCAGCAACAGCCCCAUUGCUAUCAAGAAAUAGGCCAAAAAGACUGGCUGAGGAAAGCAGCCAAUCAGAGCCAUUGUGCGUCUGUGACCAUAGAAACAAACCUGAAUACCCUCACUGUAAUUCCUGAGCCUGAGAAAUGAUGAGGGAAACUUACCUCAACUGAACUAACAGCACAGUGCAGGAAUGAGCCUUGUGUAUAGUACAGGACUGGAGUCUGCUCUGUGUUGUGGGUGAUAAAAUGACAGCAGCGUAACAGGAGAGGAGAGAUGCACUUGAGGUUCCAGCUGAGGUCUUGUAUUGCUGACCUGUCUAAAAUAGACUAACUGAUCAAAAUUUUGAAUAUUUCUUAAUUAUCUGUAGGUGCAUUGCAGCAUGUUUUAUAUAGGCCUAUAUGCUUGUAACUUUAAGAAUGCAUUAAUAUUUGUUUGUUUUUAUUUUCCCAUCUGUUAUAUUCUCAUAGAUCUGGUUCAUUUUUUCUGUUCAUUUUUUUUUUUAAUCAAAAGAUGUUUUUUCAGUUGUCUGAACUUAAACGAAAAAUAAAUAAAUAAAAACAUCGUUUGUACAUGUGAAAAAUCCCUCAGUCGUCCAGGUAGAAUCCAUGACAAAGGAGAUAAAUCAGUUUGUCGACUAGACAAAAGUUUGUUUAG
Boleophthalmus pectinirostris (great blue-spotted mudskipper) is the source of this 2580-nucleotide messenger RNA. It is a transcript of the gene usp21, whose product is annotated as ubiquitin specific peptidase 21. The transcript is spliced from 11 exons. NCBI's taxonomy places the organism in Eukaryota, Metazoa, Chordata, Actinopteri, Gobiiformes, Gobiidae. The record is from RefSeq and is a predicted model, not a curated record. Gene Ontology annotation, biological process: protein deubiquitination. The coding region runs from base 755 to 1966 and encodes 403 amino acids. Gene Ontology annotation, molecular function: cysteine-type deubiquitinase activity. Gene Ontology annotation, cellular component: cytoplasm.